Molecule: messenger RNA, 408 nt
Organism: Sporothrix schenckii 1099-18
Lineage: Eukaryota; Fungi; Ascomycota; Sordariomycetes; Ophiostomatales; Ophiostomataceae
Exons: 4
Coding region: 1-408 (135 amino acids)
Cellular component (GO): nucleolus; small-subunit processome
Source: RefSeq, a predicted model, not a curated record
AUGGACUGCCUCUACGCGACAUGCCGGCCCAUCAUGACCGACUGCGUCAUGGCCGAGUUGGAGAAGCUCGGCCCCAAGUACCGUAUCGCGCUCAAGAUUGCCCGAGACGAGCGGUGGGAGCGGUCAAAGUGCACCCACAAGGGUAUUUAUGCCGAUGACUGCAUCUUUGACAGAAUCGUCCGCCACCGGUAUUACUGUAUGUUACAUAUUCUAUUCACUGCUCGCGAAUCUUUCUUUCCUUUCUUGGGCCGUGUCCACCGACCCUACGACAUGUGCGAACCCUAUAUCGUGGCCACCAACGAUCGCGACCUAAAACGACGAGUCCGCAAGGUGCCCGGUGUGCCAAUCAUGAGCGUCGCACGGGGCAAGUACGUCAUCGAGAACCUGCCAGGUGCACCGGUGUCAUGA